Molecule: messenger RNA, 1383 nt
Organism: Phaeodactylum tricornutum CCAP 1055/1
Lineage: Eukaryota; Bacillariophyta; Bacillariophyceae; Surirellales; Neidiaceae
Exons: 3
Biological process (GO): tetrahydrofolate biosynthetic process
Cellular component (GO): mitochondrial envelope
Molecular function (GO): 2-amino-4-hydroxy-6-hydroxymethyldihydropteridine diphosphokinase activity; dihydropteroate synthase activity
Source: RefSeq, a predicted model, not a curated record
UUUUUGGCCGUUGGAUCUAAUCUUGGUGACCGAUACUGUAACAUUCGAACAGCGUUACAGCUGUUGUGCAAUUCUUCGGAUACCAAGCUGAUGCGAACGUCAUUUUGGCACGAGACGGCCCCCAUGUAUGUGACGGAUCAACCGUCGUUUUUGAAUGGUGCCGUGUCUUUGGAAACAAAUUUGGAGCCACACGAUCUUUUACAAACAAUUAAGACUAUCGAAGCACAGGUUGGUCGAGACUUGAGCGCCAUGCGCAACGGCCCCCGGCCGGUCGACUUGGAUAUUCUCUUGUACGAAAGACGACUUUCUCCAUCAACAGCGAACGCUGAAUCGCAUGCUUCAUGGGAACCACGACUGGUGGACACGAACGACCUUGUGGUCCCACAUUCACGCAUCACGGAGCGUGAAUUUGUUCUGGCGCCCUUAUGUGAGGUAGCAGGGCCUGAUCUUGAGCAUCCGGUUCGAAAGACCUCCGUACGAAAGUUAUUGGAGGAGAAAAAUAAGGAACCUACCGUGAGGGUAAUCCCACUGCCACGAUCUCGUAUGCUUUAUUUCAACGAAACCUUAAUAAUGGGAGUACUGAAUGUCACACCCGACAGCUUCAGCGACGGUGGCAAGUGGGAAGACUCGACCAGGAAUGCGGUGGAACGGGCCUUGGAAAUGGAACAGCAAGGAGCUCAUAUUGUAGAUAUUGGCGGCGAGUCAACGCGGCCAGGUGCAGAUGACGUGUCAGCUGAGGAAGAAUUACGACGAACUAUUCCUGUAAUUGAAGGGAUUCGUGAAAGUACGUGGGUAGUUGCUAUUUCGAUCGACACGCGGAAGUCGGUAGUGGCUAGAGCCGCCGUAAAUGCCGGGGCCGAUAUAGUCAAUGACGUUUCUGGUGGUACGUUUGACGACCUUAUGCUGUCUACUGUGGCUGAGCUAGGUGUACCCAUUGUAUUGAUGCAUAUGAGAGGUACUCCUAAAACCAUGCAAUCCAUGACGGAGUACGAAGACGUCGUUGCUGAUGUUGCUCGAACCCUCAUGGAGCGAUCGCAAGCAGCGGAAUGUGCAGGUAUUCCGCGUUGGAUACAAAUCCUUGACCCUGGAAUCGGCUUUGCAAAAGACCAACGUCAAAAUCUUCUCUUGCUAAAAGACAUGUUGCGUCUGCGGGCACUCACGGAUGAAUUGCCCAUAUUAAUCGGUACAAGUCGAAAAGGUUUCAUUGGAAAAAUAACUGGUGUAAGCCGAGCUGAAGAUAGAGAUGUCGGAAGCGUUGCAUCUUUUAUAUCAGCCCUGUCCUUUGGGUCUCGGUCAAAAAGUUGUGACAUUGUCCGGGUUCACAAUGUCGAAGCAGCACGGCAUGCUGCAUUGGUCUUAGACGCAAUAAAGCAAGUAAGAUAG